GGUAUAAUAAUUAUACCCAUUUUGCUUUGCAAAAUGGAAGGUCUGCCGCAUAAAACCUGUUCUUUACUGGCAUUGUUGGCUGCAGUUGCUUGUGGCGGAGGUCUUGACGAAGGUUUUUACCAACCAACCAUGCGCCCUAUUCGGGAAGUUAUUAAUAGCCAACCAGACAUUUCUUUCUGCCCAUCAACUAUCUCUGUACAUGAGGGAGUUGAUGCAUUUGCAACAAUAAGUUUAUGCAGGCAAUCUAAUAAUUUUCAUUAUGAAGUUGUUUGGUGGCCGAGUACAACAGUCACUGUUACUUCUUUAUCUGGAUCCGCUACUGCUGGUUCGGACUUCAUAUCCACUCCUAUUUCAGUGACAUUUGGAAAUUUUGACACUGAAGUCCCAUUCUCAGUUACAAUACUAAAUGAUUCUUUUAUAGAACGAAAUGAAACAUUUACCUUGGCACUCAGUAAUGGCAAUACUGCUACUGUCACCAUUGUGGACGAGGAUGGUUCCACGGGACGGCCACAACCUGACGUUGUCACCUUCACGUGACACUCCGUGUCUGUCUUGUCCGCACUGCUGACUAUUGUGCUUGAGUCGCCACGGUCAAAAUUAAUUAUGUUUCAAGGGGUGCCUGACGACUCUCCUUCCAGUUCAACCUUCUGCACCCCCUCGGUCUCUAGCCAGCACUUCUCUGCUGACAGUCGUGGCUGAUAACAAGAACCUCACCCUGUUCUUUCAGUCGCAAGGCCCUCCACUGCGCUCUACCACUGCUCUGCUGUCACCACUGCCACCUGGGCUUCUCCAUCCUUUGAGAUAAGGGUUGGACUGCAACUGCACUCUCAAGCUAGACCCUGAACCCUGCAAACUUCUGGCUCCUACUGCCUGCUUGCUACUAGCUAUAUACCCCUGAUUUUGCCUCUACGCCUUUCACUUCAGCUGGAAUAUAUAGACCUCUCCUAAAGAAAAAACUUUCCUUCACAAUUCACAACAAAGCAUAUUGUACAAUUAAUGUUGGGUUAGCUUUAUGCUUUUACUUCAGCUGGGUAGAUGGACCUCUUCAGAAGAGUGAACAUUCCUGCACAACAAAUCACAUGCAUUGUUGAAUAAUAUUUUGUGCAGGAGAGUUCACUCUUCUGAAGAGGUCCAUCUACCCAGCUGAAGUAAAGCAUAAAACUAACCCAACAUUCAUUGUACAAUAUGCUUUGUUGUGAAUUGUGAAGGAAAGUUUUUUCU
Molecule: messenger RNA, 1221 nt
Organism: Geodia barretti
Lineage: Eukaryota; Metazoa; Porifera; Demospongiae; Tetractinellida; Geodiidae
Source: the annotation of a GenBank genome assembly